Oreochromis niloticus (Nile tilapia) is the source of this 2830-nucleotide messenger RNA. RefSeq names its product myelin-associated glycoprotein. The record is from RefSeq and is a predicted model, not a curated record. The coding region runs from base 155 to 1312 and encodes 385 amino acids. The transcript is spliced from 7 exons. Lineage: Eukaryota; Metazoa; Chordata; Actinopteri; Cichliformes; Cichlidae.
CAGACGUUAGUCAGUGGAUAUCUCAGUGCUUGCUUCUCUCUGAUAUGAUGAUCACUAGUUUACAGGGUUUAUUGUAAUUUUCCUUCAUUUCAUACUAAAACUGUGAGACUAAACUGAGACUUGUUUGAAUUUCAACAAGUUCCUGUGUGUGAACAUGGUGACAGUUGGCAUGUUGCUGAUUGUCCUCUUUGUUCCAGCUGCUUUGGCUGAUUGUCCUAAUAAAGACCCAGCACUCUUCAUAACUGCACCAAAGCAGCUGGAAGCACUGAGUGGAUCUUGUUUGCAAAUCCCAUGUAGCUUCAGACCCAAAGAAGAACAGAAAUUUGACAGCACAAGAAAAACAUUUGGAGUGUGGAUUAAAAAUGAUUCCAAAUUUGACAAGAAUCCAAACAAUGUGAUCUUCAACAGUAGUGGAGCAGUUAGCAACUAUCCAAUGAGUAUUACUGGGAACCUGAGUCAGAGAGACUGCACCACUCUGUUUUCUAAUUUAACCACCACAUACACAGACACAUACUUCUUCAGAGUAGAGAGAGAAACAUUCAAGGCGACAGCACAAUGUGAUCCUCUUCAAAUAACAGUCAGAGAUUCUCCUUGGAGGCCCAGUAUUACAGUCCCAGGUGAUCUGAAGGAGAAGGAGUCUGUCACUAUAACCUGCUCAGCUCUCACUCCCUGUCCACACUCCCCUCCUCAACUCACCUGGAAUCUCCAACAAGACUCUCACAACAAAAUAGAGGAAAACACAGAUGUAAGGUUUACAACUAAAAUCCAGCAGACCAUCACUCUGUCAGACACACAUGAUGGAAAGAAGAUCAGCUGCUCUGCCAGAUAUCCUGUGAACCAAGGAAAAGACACCAAGACAGCAGAGACAGAAGAGACUCUCAGUGUUUCAUAUGCUCCUAAAGACACCUCAGCAUCCAUCAGUCCAUCAGGUUUGGUGUCAGCAGGCAGCUGGGUGAACCUGACCUGCUCCAGCAGAGCCAAACCUCCAGUCAGCAGCUUCACCUGGUUCAAGAAGAGCAGAGAUGGAGCUGUGAAAGUAUCUGAAGGAGAGAUUUACAGCUUCAAUGUAAAAGAUGGAGGAGUUUAUUACUGUGUGGCCACUAAUGAUCUGGGUAAUCAGACAUCAGGAGUGAUUCAUGUGACUGAAGGUGGAAACCUGGUUGGUGUCUACACUAUAGUGAAGACUGUGGGAAUCAUAAUGCUCGUGAGCACACUGAUGGUUUUUGUGUGCUGGUUCAGAUCAAGACGCUCCAACAAUCCAGAGACUGAAAGCUGUCAGAUGAGCAGAGUCACAUCACAACACAUCAACUAAAGUUUCUGCAGGAGGACAAACUCCACCUCAAAAUAUCUCUAAAUUCACUGCAGUGAUGUUCAACAGUUUUGCUUGGAGAGUAGAGAUGAUGUUGCAGGAAUGGAGACAUUUCCUUUGUGGACAAGUUCAUGCGCUCCUCAACUGGACUGAACUUUUUAAAUAGGACCUGCUUCACUCUAAGGUCAAGCAUUUUAUCCAUGAACACUGAUCUAACCCUACACUUAUGUAAGACUGCUGCAGCAUGAUGCUUGGACAAUCCUGGCAGUUUCCAUUUUCUUACAGUUUCAGCUGUUUUCCUAACAUUAGUAUUAGAUUCAGAAUCAGACUCAUCGUUAUUUGGCCAAGUUUGUGCACACAAACAAGGAACAAGUUACACAAAGUCUUAAGAAACUAUACAAAGUAUUGGUGCCAAACUGAGUGGUGUAAUAUGCAUAUGUGUUAUGAGCUGAAUGAUGUAAGAGUGGGUCAUUUCACAGUGUUCAUCAGAGUGACAGCCUGGGGGAGGAAACUGUCUCUGUGGUUUUUGUAAACAGUGGUCUGUAGCACCUGCCUGAAGGCUGCACUUUGAACAGUUAUUUCUGGGAUGUGAGGCGUCUGCAGUGAUGUUUCCACCUGUUUCUUUAUCCUGGACUUGUACAGGUCCUGGAUGGAGGGAAGAUCCUCUCUGCAGACCCGACUGUCCGUUGAAGUCUGGCCCCUAAACAGCUUUUCCACUGAUAACUACUGCCCCCUUGUGGAACUUUGCCAAAACAAUUACAAAUAUUUGAAUGCCCCGAGGUGCUCAGGCUGUGGUGGGGGAAUAUCAGUGAUUUACAAGUGCAACUUAAGUUGUCAUCCAUUUACUCUGAGCUCAUAUCAUCCCUUCAAAUUUAAGUAUGAAAAUCCAUUUUGGUGUAUUAUUAUCCACCAACCUCCUAAAUCCUGUAAUGACUUCCUGAAUUAAUUCUCUCAUCUGUUUUCAUGUAUUGUCAAAUUUGACCAAUUCCCUUUUGUUGGUAAUUGUGAUUUAAACAUUGAUGAUAGUGCAGGAUGGUAAUGGUCCCACACAUAACAGCGAGCACCCCUGGAUCCGUUUUUUACUCCCAUCUUAUCCAUAAUCUCCCUGCAUAUGUUGUCACGGUCCUGGGCCAUUGACCCAGUGUUUAGUGUUCUCUGUGCCUCCCUUCUGUUUGGUCUCUGUGUUUCUUAGUUGCUCUGUCUCCCCUGUCAGCUGUAUUCCCUAGUCAAGUCCGCAUCUCAGUGUUACAUUUCCUGUUUUACUUUGAAAGUCUGUGUUUUUGGUGAAUGUAUUGAGUUUUGCUUCCCUUUGGUCUUGUCAUGUCUGAUUUCUCCCAGCUGUGCUCUCCUUCUGUGUCUCAUUCCCUUCGUUAUUUCCCAGUGUAUUUAAGCCCCGUGUUUCUUUGCCUCAUGCUGUGUGUUUCCUUGUGUGCCUCUUGGUGAAGUUUAGUUUUUAUUUCCAGUUUACGUUAGUCCUGUAUGAUUUCUGUGUGUCAGCAAUAAAGCUGCAUUUUGAGUUAU